AUUCGUUCAAGUUGCCUCAUUCAAUUUAUAUGCUUAAGCAUCUCUACAUAUAAAAACGUGUAACCUCACUUGAAAUAAAGAAGUAUAUCAAGGCUAAGUUCCAAGAAGGGUUGAAGGCAGUGUUUAUAUCCUGCCCCUUCUUUGUAGACUUGCUUGCUUUCCCGGUUCAAUCUCACGCCAUGCCGUUUCUUACUCGAUCGAUUGCGCACAUUUCAAGGCAGGGCUCUUUAGGCAGUAUGGAAAAAAUUGAGCUGGAUGAGAAACAAACACGGCUUGAGUCAUUCAAGAAGAAGGCCAUUAAUGCCUCCAACAAGUUCAGGAAUUCCCUGACCAAAAGGGGCAGGAGAAACAGCAGAGUGUUUUCAAUUGUGAUAAUGGAGGACGAGCAUGAUGCUGAGGAAGUCAAGGCUGUUGAUGCUUUCCGCCAGGCCCUUAUCCUCGAUGAAUUGCUCCCUUCCAAACACGAUGAUUAUCAUUUGAUGUUAAGGUUUUUGAAGGCCAGAAAAUUCGAUGUCGAGAAAUCAAAACAAAUGUGGUCUGAUAUGCUCCAUUGGAGGAAGGAGUUUGGUGCUGACACAAUCAUGGAGGAGUUUGAUUUCAAGGAGAAGGAUGAGGUGCUUAAAUACUAUCCACAAGGGCACCAUGGGGUUGAUAAGGAUGGAAGGCCUGUGUAUAUUGAAAGACUAGGUCAAGUUGAUGCCACCAAGCUUAUGCAAGUUACCACAAUGGAGCGUUAUAUGAAGUAUCAUGUCCAAGAAUUUGAGAGGACCAACAAUGAUAAAAUGCCCGCUUGUUCUAUUGCUGCAAAAAGACACAUUGACCAGAGCACAACUAUUCUGGAUGUCCAAGGAGUGGGGCUAAAAAACUUCACCAAAUCAGCUAGGGAACUCAUCCAGGCCAUUCAAAAGGUUGACGGUGACAACUACCCUGAGACAUUGUGUCGUAUGUAUAUCAUCAAUGCUGGUUCUGGAUUUAGGCUCUUGUGGAACACAGUCAAGUCUUUCCUUGAUCCCAAGACCACUGCUAAGAUUAAUGUUCUUGGUAACAAGUACCAGAGCAAGUUGCUUGAAAUCAUUGAUGCCAGUGAACUUCCAGAGUUCUUUGGUGGGACCUGCACCUGCGCUGGCAAGGGAGGAUGUAUGGUCUCGGAUAAAGGCCCAUGGAAUGACCCUGAAAUCAUGAAGAUGGUUCGAAAUGGUGAUCAUAAAUGCUCAAACAAGAUGGCCAUUCCACCUCUUGUUGAGGAGAAAACUAUUACAGAGUGUGAGAGUGCCAAUGUUAAUAAAACUGCUUCCUUCGCAUUGGAUUCAGCAAAGAAACUCCCAUGUGUUCAAGAGGAAGUGAGCCAACCAAAUGAGUACACCCCAACUGUGGACAAGAAUGUUCAUGCGAGUUGGUCCAAGGCACUAAAUACAGUAAAGGGUGACAACUUCAGUGUUGCAAAAGCAGCAGAUUUUUACACAGCACAUGAUGCGUGCAAGUCAGCAGACAAAGGAAGCCAACUGUUCUCAAGCAUGAUGACAUUCGUGAUGGGGGUUGUGACAAUGGUGCGUAUGUCACGCCACAUGCCAAGCAAACUCACAGAUGCGACAUUCUAUUCCGGCUCAAUGCGUGAUGGGAUGGUUAAGGUGAGCGAACCUCCAGCUGCUGUCUCUGUCACGGAGUAUUUGAGCAUGAUGAAACGUAUGGGCGACUUGGAGGAAAAAGUGAUCACUCUCAGCAAGAAACCAUCCACCAUGCCGCCCGAGAAGGAGGAACAGCUAAGCAAUGCUUUGAAUCGUGUUGAUGCUUUGGAACAACAACUUGCUGCCACCAACAAGGCUCUUGAGGAGGCUCUUAGCCAUCAAACUGAGAUUCUCGCGUAUCUUGAGAAGAUGAAAAAGAAAAAGAAGUUCUUUGGCUUCUGAAUUCAUUAAGAAUGCAUAAACGUAUUGUAUUUUGUAUGUGUGUCGUAAGCAACCCAAUGGUUAGAUACUCUCAUAUUCAAGGAGAAAAUUGAUGGAUGAAAUUCACUCCUUGUCUUAUUUCAAUUAUCUUUAUGUAUGUUGUUAAGUGAAAAGCUUUAUAUAAAAUGUAUACAUCAUAUAUGUUAAGUCAAGAAUGGUUUUGCUCGAGUAAAGAUCGGUACACCAGAGUUACGCUUGGGUUUAAAUAAUACUCCGUAAAGAAUUUAAAAGCGAAA
Molecule: messenger RNA, 2182 nt
Organism: Cuscuta europaea
Lineage: Eukaryota; Viridiplantae; Streptophyta; Magnoliopsida; Solanales; Convolvulaceae
Source: the annotation of a GenBank genome assembly